This is a messenger RNA of Poecilia reticulata (guppy), 3972 nucleotides long. RefSeq names its product chordin-like 2 (gene chrdl2). The record is from RefSeq and is a predicted model, not a curated record. Gene Ontology annotation, molecular function: BMP binding. Lineage: Eukaryota; Metazoa; Chordata; Actinopteri; Cyprinodontiformes; Poeciliidae. Gene Ontology annotation, biological process: cell differentiation; negative regulation of BMP signaling pathway.
UAGAAUAACCUAGACAAAUAUUGGAUUUUUUUUCUCCUUUUUCGUUCUUCCUCUAAAUCUUUGUUUCACACUGUCCUGCAGUUUUUUUGUGUGUGUUUUUUUUUUUUUUUUUACGUCUCACUGAAACGCACAUGUAUUGUGCACUGAAGACUCAGUCACGCACAUGUGGGGGAAAAAAUGAAGCCUAUGUUUUUGUUCUUUUUCAUCAUGUGGUUUCCAUCCGCGGAGCUGAAACCUCGGAGAGGCUCCGGAGUGGUUUGUACUUUUAAAGACAAAACCUACAGACCAGGAGACAGCUGGCAUCCCUAUCUGGAGCCUUUUGGAUACAUGUUCUGCAUGCGCUGCGUCUGCACAGAGACAGGCCAYGUGAAGUGCAACACUAUCAAGUGUCCUGCGUUGGCGUGUCAGAACCCCGUGACAGCGCCUCAGCGGUGUUGUCCAAGGUGCACAGAUGAGCCCAGGAUCCCCGCAGGGCUGAGGGCGCCAGUCAAAACCUGCAGCCACAACGGGACUGUCUAUCAGCCAGGGGAGACCUUCACCACCCAGGGUCUCUUUWCAUCCAGGCAGAGCAAUCAGUGCGUCAUGUGCACAUGCUCAAAUGGAAACAUCUUCUGCGCUCUGAAAACAUGCCAGCCUGUCACCUGCUCUUCACCAGCUUCUCUCCCAGAUUCCUGCUGUUUGGUGUGCAAAGACCACAGCAGCAGCUCAUCGUCCACCGAGGAUGGAAACCAUCAGCUGAACAGAGGCGUCAGACAUUCAGUCGACCAGUGUUCUGGCGAGCAGAGCCGGGUGAGGUCGGACCGUGCCACCAGGAUGAAGGCCUCUGCCAGGGCUCUGAGCCUCAGCAGGCUCAACCUCAGAGGGGCCCCGGAGACCACGGUGAGGAUUUUACUGCAGAGGAAACACCAGCGAGUGUGUUUAUACAACGGCAAGACGUACUCUCAUGGAGACAUGUGGCAUCCAGUUUUGGGGAAGGUCCUGGAAUGCAUCGUUUGCACUUGCAUCGAUGGCCUCCAAGACUGCAAGCGCAUCACGUGUCCGGGCCAGUAUCCGUGCCAGCACCCAAUAAAAUUGGCCGGUAAAUGCUGCAAGACUUGUCCAGGUAAAGAGAGAAAAGCUGAAAUGAACCAGACCCAGUGCUAUCCUGGGUAUAAAAACAACCUUUUGGUGUAUAAAGUAGAACCAGCCUUGAAAGUUGAUUCUCCCAACACGGUUAGAAUCAUUGCUGCUGAAAGACAAAGCACUGCUGAGAUUGAAGUGCAAGCCUGGAGCACAGCAGAAGGUAUUUUACAAAUAAUGGAGAUUGGCGACGUUCAAAGGAAAGACAUCACAGAUCAUCCGGAAAAUUACACUCUCCUUACCGCUCUCGAUGAAGACACGUGGAAAAAAUUUAAAGAGUUGGGAGAAAACCUGAGCAGAGCUUCUCAGACCACCAUUUGUGGAAACGGCAUUCGGGAAAUAGUGAUGUUCUUGAAUCCAAAGCAAACUGAAGACCUGUGUUCACCAUAGCAACCACUCGUGAUAUCAGUAUUCACACUCAAAUGACAUGUUAUUCAUACAAGCUGCACUUGUUUUUUAAAUUUUAUUUUAUUUUAUUUAUGCAAGUGAACUUUCUUACUCUUCAUGUUUUUUAUGCAUCUUUGCCAUUUUUGUCUGGUAUCUUCAAACAGUGGUGAUGUUGACAUCCAUCUUGGUUGUUUACGAUUCUUGUAAUAAAUCGAAACAUUAUUAGAUUUGAUAAAUUAGUUCUGAAGCUCGAACCAUGAUGGCGACAGGCAUGUUGCACUAGCUGCAUACACCUGUCGCUCGUUACAUUAUGACCAGCGACAGGUAAAAUGGAAAAUGCUGCUUUGCAGUUACGGCUGUCAGUGAGUUUAUUAAUAACACAUGAUGUUAGCACAGGGAUAAAAUGAAUGCUAGCAUUGUGUACGUAAUGCUGAUGUGUUGGAAGAGAAAAAAACAUAUGUAAUUGUAAGAAUUGAGGUGAUUUUGACAGAUGAUGGAUCAGGAUGGCUGGACAACCGUAACAUGUCCACAGUGGCAGCUCUGGUGUGAUGGCUGGUUGUAUUGGUGUUUGGGCCGUUAGCACCACCAGUUGGGGGCUACAAAUUUUCUGGCCUCAAUUCUCCCAAGACCAGGACCACUGUCAACACUUAGGCCAUUAAAUGAUAAUCUGUACAGUGCGUUAUCAAAUCUAGAGGACCCCAAAGGGCUGCAGACUACCUUCAGUCAUUUACCCAUUCACUUGCUGAUGGCAGCAAGCUACUGGGUAGUAGCCACGUCUACCCUGGUGCCCAGUGACAGAGGCGAGGCUACCGGACUCUCUGACCACCGUCAGCAGAGGUGAUGGUGGUCAGACACAGUCAUUGUGUUCAAGGACAUAAUGACAGAAUCAAACCAGCAACCCACCAAUUGAGGGAUGAUCUUCUACCAUCCGCUGCCACUGUCACCCCUUUUACUUUUACCCAGUCAUGUUCAUUAUUUUCUCUAUUUUCUCUUUGAGUUUGUGGUAUUUCUCUGAUUUUUUACUUUGGAUUGCUAAGUUUUUCUUUUUCUGCAUCUUUUCUGAUUAGUCCACCAUCUUUUCUGGUUAGCCAUCUCCUGUCUCAGACUCAUCAUUCUCAGCUACUCUGGUUGGCGUUUGCCAUUUUGACAGCGAAACCUUCAGCCCACACUUAGCACAGAUGUUCUUGUGCACUGUUUCAGCCUCUUGGUAAUGACAUAUCCUGUUUACUUCUGUGGUCAGAAGUCUGUUAAGUCGUUGAGUGUUUCAGUGGCGUCUCUUCACAGCCGAACUCUCUGUUCCUGUCUGACGCGGUAGAACCUGACCUUUAUUAUUGCUGUGCUGCCAUGUGUUUCGCCUUUGUGUUUUCCUUCAGCCAUUGGCAGCACUUUUGUAGGUAAAAAUCUCAGAGAUUUAUCUCCCCAUGAUGAUUCCACUUGGAGAUACUCUUGCAUAUUGAGAUUUUCUUGCCAGAGACAUUUAGCAGUUCCUCUUUUGGGGCCAUAUUUCAGGAUCUUCGAUGUUUCGUCCUGCCUGAUGCUCACUAGUCCCUCCUUUAGCUUAGCUUACACUCUCAGGACUGAAGCUAAAACCCUGCUAGUGCAAUGAAACCCCGCCUUACUUUAUAAUCAUUCUGGAGCUUGAGCAGUUUAAUCGGAAGAGUGUUACUCUGUUCCCAUUACCAGUACGCUGGUAGAAACCAGCUCCUUGUUCUAUGUGUUGCUUCAUUCAGAGGUUCUGGACCCUCAGCUGUUGAGAAGAUUAUCAGAUGGAAUCAGUUUGGUGAUCUGAAACUUUUAGGCAAAAGUAAAACCAGAAGGAAUCUGUAAAGAGGGAAAUAGCAUCUUGCGAUUAUCAGAGGCCAUCAAUUAGGAUUCCCUUCGACAGAUUUCUGGAGGUGCCUCUGGUUUAGAGGAGUAGUGAAUCACGUAUGUUUUACCUGACUUGUGUAAAUUGUAGGCUGUUACAUCGUUUUUGUAGCGAUAAGAUUUUGAGAGGAAUUUUGCUUCAGCAAACUAUUUGAACACAUUUUUUUUGUUGUGUGUUUUUGCAUUUAAUUUUAAAGAAGGCACAAUUUGUUCUGCAUGUGAACAAGGUCGUUAUUCAUCACUUGUAAAUAUCAGCCAAGGUUUUAUCACCUUAUUUAUAGUAUAUUGGUUCCUGGCUGUGCGUAUUUGAAUGUUGAAUGUCUUUUUGGGUUUUUUUUUUCAUGAAGUAGCUUUUAAGUGUAGCUUUCAAAAAGUACAAAACUGUGCCAGUGGUUGUAAGAAAAGCCUCCCUCUUUUAUGUAGCAGAAAGAUCUGGUUUAUUUUUAAACCUUUACAGCUUUCACAUAUCUUCAGUAAUUAUAUUUUUUUUUUGCUGUGAGGCCAUAUAUCUGAACGCACCUUGUACUUCACGCAGCGAUUUCGAACUAUACAGUGUUGCCUGAUAUUUUACACCAUUAAAAAACAGUGUUUGACUGCUCA